CGUGCGUGUGCGUGCUGGAGGCGCCACGUCGGCAGAAGCUGCAGCUUCGGUGUGAGCAGCACAAGUUUUUCAGCUGUGAUAAAAAGCAGCAGCAGAGUUUCAGAGUUUCACGGAAAAAAAACAGAAAAACGACAGAAAGCUGCGAAACUUGGAGCGGAACAGUUUGUUGAGGGAGCAGCGGUGGAACCAUGGUGAAGAAUGUGAACAACGUCAACGUGGAGCCUCAGCCGGGGACCAGCGAGGCCUCGGACGGAGACGAACCUGCCUACAGUCAGCCAACAGACGACUCCGCUAAGGACCACGGGGCAGCGGCGCCGCCUGGCGUCGUCUGGAGGGUCACCGGCGGCCUCUUCAACGUCACCAAGGGCGUGGUGGGCGCCGCGGUGGGGGGCGUGGCCUGGGUGGGCGGCAAGAGCCUGGAGAUCACCAAGUCGGCGGUUACCACGGUGCCAUCGGUGGGCGUCGGCCUGGUGAAGGGCGGAGUCUCUGCUGUGGCCGGCGGCGUCUCCACGAUGGGCUCCAGUGUUGCCAGCAAAGUCCCGUUCACGGCCAAGAGGAAGGACAAGGCGGAGUGACGAAGAUGAUGAUGAUGAUGAGCCGACAGAGAUGCUGAUCUCCGACUCCACGGUACCUUCAUCGGUUUCUAAACUCUAAACACAGAACAAGAAAUGCUUCCUGGAACGUGGUGACUUCCUGUUGAAUCUCUUCCUGUUUACAGCCAGACUGAGCAUGCUCAGUGCCGCUCUUCACUCUCUCCAAUCUGCACGUCUGGUGAAAUGUUUCUCAGUUCCCAUGCUGAUUUUUAGUCUUUGUUUUUUAUUUUUUGUGAUGUUAUUGAAGCAAUGUUGAAGAGGUGUGUGUGUUGAGGAAGCUGCAGAUCACCUGCUCAGGUGUUUUCUCAGCUUCCUGUUGUGAAAUAUUCUGUUGAAAGUUAAAACGCUGCAGCGAUCGACUGACUUUUAGAAGAUUUAAUCAUAAAACGAUGAGCAGCCGGACCUUUAAUCAGAACUCUGAGCUGCAACAUUUGGAUCUGAGGGACGGAACGAUGUCCUGUAUGUUUGUACUGUUAUUUUUCAAUGUAUCAAUAAAGUUCAUUAUAUUCUGA
Molecule: messenger RNA, 1105 nt
Organism: Amphiprion ocellaris (clown anemonefish)
Lineage: Eukaryota; Metazoa; Chordata; Actinopteri; Pomacentridae
Exons: 3
Coding region: 189-575 (128 amino acids)
Source: RefSeq, a predicted model, not a curated record